UCUGAGCCAGGAGGUGAGGAUUGGCAGAGCUCAGGGAUGGCGAAGGUCGUGACACUCGGCCAGAAGCUGCAGCCCCAGGGCCCAGUGGCCGGAGAUGAGUGAUGGUGCCAGCUGAGCACCUGCUGGAAGCGGGGCAGGAGGAGCAGUAGCCCCCGGAGAGCACCGGCUGCUCCAGGAUGCAGCGAUGAUGCCUCCGGAGGCCCCGGCCUCCCUCCCGCCCGGGCGCUAGGAGCCGUGCCCAGGCUCCAGCCAGGAGCCCUGCCGCCCAGGGGCAUGGCCAAACCUUUCUUCCGACUCCAGAAGUUUCUCCGCAGAACACAGUUCCUGCUGUUCUUCCUCACGGCUGCCUACCUGAUGACAGGCAGCCUGCUGCUGCUGCAGCGGGCCCGAGUGGCCCUGCCGCAGGGGCCCCGGGCUCCUGGCUCCCUGCAGGCCUUGCCCGUGGCCGCCAUGGCGCUGGGCGUGGGCCUGCUGGACAGCAGAGCCCUGCAGGACCCCCGUGUCAGCCCGGAGCUGCUUCGGCCCCACUUCAUGGCUGACCCCCAGGCGCUGCCCGCCCUGGGCCCCGUGGCCCCCAGGCCAGCCGCCAGCAGCCGAGGCACCUAUGUUGGCUGCUUCCGUGACGACGGCCAGGAGAGAACACUGAAGGGCACUGUGUUUUUUGACUUGAGAAAGAUGACCGUCUCCCACUGCCAGGACGCCUGCGCUGAGCGGUCCUACGUCUAUGCCGGCUUGGAGGCCGGGACAGAGUGCUACUGCGGGAACCGGCUCCCGGAGCUGAGCGUCGGCCCGGAGGAGUGUAAGCACGAGUGCAAGGGGGAGAAGGGCUCGGCGUGCGGAGGUGUCGGCCGGCUCUCCGUGUACCGCGUGGAGGAGCUGCAGCCGAGCUCGAGGAAGCGGAGGUCGGUCACAUAUCGUGGGUGCUUCAGGCUGCCGGAGAACAUCACACACGCUUUCCCCGACUCCCUGAUGCAGGCCAACGUGACAGUGGAGACGUGUUCGGGAUUUUGUUCCAAGAAAGAGUUCCCCUUGGCCAUCCUCAGAGGCUGGGAGUGCUACUGUGCUUACCCCACCUCCCAGUUCAACCUGCAGGAUGCUGUGGACAGCUCGCUGUGUGGCCACGAGUCUGAGGCACAGAAGCUGGCAGAGUACUGCGAGGUCUACCAGACGCCCGUGCAAGACACUCGGUGCACAGACCGGAGGUUCCUGCCCACCAAGUCCAAAAUGUUUGUGGCUUUGUCGAGCUUCCCGGGCGCCGGGAACACCUGGGCGCGGCACCUCAUCGAGCACGCCACUGGCUUCUAUACCGGGAGCUACUACUUCGACGGAACUCUCUACAACAAAGGGUUUAAGGGCGAGAAGGACCACUGGCGGAGCCGGCGCACCAUCUGUGUGAAGACCCACGAGAGUGGCAGGAGGGAGAUCGAGAUGUUCGACUCAGCCAUCCUGCUGAUCCGGAACCCGUACAGGUCCCUGGUAGCCGAAUUCAACAGGAAGUGCGCCGGGCACCUGGGCUACGCAGCUGACCGCAACUGGAAGAGCAAAGAGUGGCCGGACUUCGUCAACAGCUAUGCCUCGUGGUGGUCCUCGCACGUGCUGGACUGGCUCAAGUACGGCAAGCGGCUGCUGGUGGUGCACUACGAGGAGCUGCGGCGCAGCCUGGUGCCCACGCUGCGGGAGAUGGUGGCCUUCCUCAACGUGUCCGUGAGCGAGGAGCGGCUGCUCUGCGUGGAGAACAACAAGGAAGGCAGCUUCCGGCGCCACGGCCGGCGCCCACACGACCCCGAGCCCUUCACCCCGGAGAUGAAGGACUUGAUCAAUGGCUACAUCCGGACAGUGGACAAGGCCCUGCGUGACCACAACUGGGCUGGGCUGCCCAGGGAGUACGUGCCCAGAUGAUAGGCCGCCGCUCUGCGCGCCCUGCUGAGAGCCAGCCGCCCCCGGGGCUGCACCCGCUCACAUGCUCAGGUGGUGGCCUCGCUGGGACACGGGCUGCCCCGUGCCACCUCCCACAGGUGCAGGGAGACCAGCCACAAGCCCUUAGCCCACCCAGGCAGACACGAUGCCACAGGACAGACACAAACAGAAACACGCUCCUAGCUAGACACGCUUAGACACGCCACUCCACGCUACAGUGCCUGUUUUGACAAGCCCAAGUCACCAUGCCAGGUGUGCCAGACACUCACAGACUUGCCACACAUAGUCUCCAGGCCACGUGUUCCCAGAGGCUCCGUCUGUCUCUCACAGACACAUGUGCACCCGGGCUCUCGGAGGCCCCAGGUUUCCUGUUUUCAGCCCCAGGCAUGGACUUGCUGGUCAGGCUUCUUGACUGCGGGGGCUAGGCUCGGCGGGCACCUGCUCUGAGCAGCAAGGACUUGGGCAUGGAGGUGGGCUCACGGACUGCUGCUGCUGGGCCACGUGGCCCUGACAUCCCAUAAAUGUGUGUGGUGUGACCACUGGGCACCACGAACUCUGCGGCCCUGCCUCCUGCUCUCUGUGGAUGGGCUGGCGGCACCGUGGGCAGAGUGGAGCACCCCUAAGCCACGCACCAAUCUCAGGACCCCCUGCAAGUCCUGUGCACCCCCUGCCACUCCUCCAACAUGAGUGCCCCUUGGAGGCGGGCCUCCUCGCCUGGCUUCUUUCUCCACCAGUCCCCAGGGAAGCUGGGCAUUCACCCCAUGCCUCACAUACAGGGUGUGAGAAUGAGGGGACGGGGGGUGGGGAGGGAGCUGGGCCUCAGGGGAGUCCUGGACCUACGGGCCCCAUAUGCCAUUAGGAUAGGGGUUGUGUGGGCAUGGGGAAACACAGGAAGUGUGUCUUGGGGCCACUGUGACUGGUGGCCCUGCCCAUCUUGACAGGUCCCUGCUUUCCAGGGGGGUUCUGCCCUUGGGUCAUGAGGACGGGGUGCUGCACGGUCCAUCAGCAACACAACCCGGGACCCUUUGGGGAGAGGCCAUAGCCACAGCUUCUGUCGGACCCCCAGUGGCCAUGGCCGAGCCCUCUCUGUCGCUCUGUGACUCACCCACCACUUCCUGUCACCGGUCUCUGCCACACAUCUGUCUCUAUUUCUGCUAUGCUGCCACCUUUCCCACUUGUUCCUUCAUUUCCUCAACGAAAGGUGGAGGGCACUCAGAUGCUGACACCUGCUGUGUGCUGGCCUCCCGGAGAAGACCUGUGUGAAAGGCCCCUUCCCCACCCCAGCUCCGUCUAGCGGGGUCGGGGGAGGGGUCAUACCACGUGGAGUGAGAAGCCCAGUAGCAGGAGGGUGUGUGCUGCGCAGCUCACGGUGCUGGGCCCCUGUGCCGGGGGUCUUCAGGGAAUGCACCACAGCAACUUUGACCUGGUCUCCAGAAAUCUGUAGGGAUUAUCCCAGCAAAGCAGAGGAGAGGGGUGAUUAAGGCAAAGAGAACAGCGUGUGCAAAAGGCUCAGAGGCUUGGAAAACACAGGUGAAUGGGGUGUGGGGCGUGCGUGUCUCCAAGUCUGCAGCAGAAGGAGGGCAGUGGGUGGGUAAGGACAGAGGUGGGGACACAGAAAAGGACUCUGGCCUCAUAGCCACUUAGUGUUCAGCAUGAGCCGGCGAAGGUGCUGAUGCUCACUGCCUUCACCUGACAUCCCCUCAGCCUGAGCCACGCUGCAUCACGGGGAGAAAAUGGGGUAAGGGGUUUGGGAAAGCUGGCAUGAGGAUGACCUGGCCCUCUGCUCCCUGGCUCAUGGCGGAGGGGGCGGGCAGGACAGGGUGAGCUAAGAGCGCCCCUAGGAAAGGCAGGCAGGGCCAGAGGGCCCAGCAGAGCCACCCUUCCUCAGAGGGAGGCCUCCCCAGCUUUCUGCUUUGCCAAUGACUGAGCUUGAGCAUCUGUGCUCCUGGUGGCCUCCAAGUUCUUCCUGAGGUUUCCCCAAACCCACCCUGAUGCUGGGGCUGUUGUACACCCUCCCACUGCACCAUCUGGCUCAGCUCAGAGCUGGGAACACCAGGGGUUUUGUAAACAUUAUUGGCUCUGCCUGGGCUCCACGGUCAAGUCUGUGAAGGCCUCUGAUGAGGCUGUCUCCCGAGUUCUAGGAGCAGCUGAGAUCCACCAGUGGGAAGAGGGCUAGGGGACACCUACAUCCCAGAGCAAACCUAGAGUCUCAAAAGAGACAGCAGCACCAACUGAUGGAGAAGAGCGAAGCUGGCAUCCUCCCGUGACUGGCUUCAUGGCUGUGACCCUCACUCGCUGGCCACCCAGACGGUCUUCAGGUAGAAGACUCAGAAGCCGUGGGGGUUGGAGAGGCAGACGUGUGGCUGGAGAGUGGAUCAGGGCCACUGCUGAGGCACAGCCCCCUGAGCGUCCCCUUUCCCCACCCCAGGUGUCAAGAGAGCAACAGCACAGCCCAUUCCUCCUGGUGGAUGGGUGGGUACAUUCCCUACAGCCAGGUACCCAGAGACCUCUCCUUCCAGGUUGGCAAGUCAGCUGCUCAAGUGGCCUUGUAGCUUGCUUGCACCUCAGCCAGGCAUGCAGAUGAGGAGAAUGAUGGGGUUAGGGUGCAUCCAGGUCAGGACGAGUCACUGCCCAUGGAAUGGCACCUGACACUUGGCAGGUGCUUCUGGAUGUUGGGUGAGCAAGGAGGUGCAAAGGCCCUACCUGCUUCUGGCUCCCAGCAGCCAUAGCCCCGGGCCUGGCUCUGGGAGAGCAGAGCACAGGAAGGGGGAUCUGUCUGUCCUUUUGAGAAAGUCUAUUUGUGCCCAAGUUGGGUCUUGUCUCUAGCUCACAGCUUCUCCAUAAAGAGGAGGCUGUCCUCACCAGCCAGGUUGAGUAAAAGCAGACCUGUAUUCAGGACAGGCGUGUGGUAAAUGCAUCAGGAACCUUUGAAGAGUGACACCUUGACUGUCUACAGAUUCCAACUUUAACAGCCAGGCUAUGGGGUUGCACAAACCUGUACUAACACAUAUAAUUUUCAUGGAUUUCAUCUCCUGUUGUGGAUCAAUUUGGAAACACCAAAAUAUAUAAUUUUAAGAAGCUAAUUCACAUUCUGAUAAUCCCAGUGAUGUGGAAAUGAGAGAAAAGAAUAGACAGGCUUCCAAAUCCUGGGAAGAAAGCUGCUUAAUUAUGUGAGCAUCUUGUAAUGAAGUCUCUUGCAGCUAAAAUUAGAUUUUGAGUGCAUGAAUAUGCAGUAAUGUUUGCACACCAGAAUGCAUUUUUUUCACUUAAAAGUAGCAGGAGCUACUUGGUACUUAGGGGGCCCCAAGAGGGGAGAUGAAAAUACUGGGGUUGCUCUUUGUGGCUGCAUAGGUUUGUGUUCUUCUGACUGGAAACUCAUUGGAGGUAUUUGAAAUGUGAUGCCUCCGGUUCAUUCAGGUUUAGAGAGAAAUUGAUUGGCCGGAACCCUCACUGAUCACUACCCAGUAGUGGGCAAGUUGGCGUGAGCAAGUAGAGUAGUGUAGAAACAAUACAGGGUCUGCAGAUUGAAGGAUUGGGGUGUACCCUAAAGCUCUGCUCUGCUAUGAUCUUGGGGAGGCCUCUCUGGUCUCAGUUUUCCAUCCAUAAAAUGAGGGAUGUGGUGGAUGUUGUUGACUGCUUCCCAAUGUUCAUUCCCCCAUUUCCUUUCCCAGCAGGCCCUGAUUUCUGUUUGGGGAUUUUAUGAUCUGGCUGGGCUGGCUUGACUAUCACUUCCAGGGCUGAAUGCAUGACCUAAACUAAGCCAUCAUCACAUUCCAGCUCCCUGGCUACAGUGAUUGGUUCAGGUAUGGGUAUGUGAGCAAAGCAUCCAGAGGGUACCUGGUAUUUCAAGACUUUUUCUGGGAAUGUUGGGUAGAGGCUCUUUUUAUCCACCUGCUGGAUGUGCAAGAGGAAGUUGGUAGUCUUCAAUCUUGAGUCUUGAUGGUGGCUGUCUCGGGACCAUGAAAGAGAACCACUCUCAGCCUGAAGUCGGCACUACUGAAGGGAGAGUCCAGAGGCAGAAGCAGCCAGGUCCUUGGUGACAUUGUUGAAGGAUAGGAUCAAGCUUUGCCUGCGAUUGGCCCCACCUCUGGACAGUUUUGUUCCAUGAGCCAAUAAAUUCCCUUUAUUGUUUAAAUUGGGUUGAGUUGGGCUUUGGUUACAUCCCAGGACAAUGCCCACACGGCUUGGAAUAAAAGGCCCUGGUGUCCUGACAUUCUCUGUUUCUGGCUGAUGUAGGUAAAGACCAAAACUGAGACCAGUUUGAUCUGGUAGAAUUAGAAAGUUGCUUUUUACAGAACGGGUCUGGCUGUGAAAUGUUCGAUAGAAGGCGGUGCUUAGUCAGCCAGGACAAGAAGCAUUUGUAAGUCAGUACACAGUGAAGUCACCUAUAUAUCCUGAGAAAAGUAUUCCUUGUUCAGCUCAAACCACAAAUUAAUCCUUAAACAACACCUUGUUAUCAUCUCUACUUGACAGACGAGAGGACUAGGACACCGAUUUUAAUGAUUGUAAGAGUAUGGCCCUGUUGUAUUUACCAUAACUCUUUUCAUGAAGAAUAUGAUGUGAUCUUGGAAGGGAUGCUUUGAUACACUAUUUGGAUUGAAGGUGUGACCUCCUUCAAGAGACAUCUUUUAGUAAUAGCUGAUGGGCAAUAAACUGCCUUAAAAGGAGGGUAGGUACGGUUAGUCACAGCUUUGGUUUGCUGAGUGAGACAUGCAAGCUUGGGGCAGAGCAGAAUCGCUGCCAUUGGAGGAGAGGUGAGUGAUGAAACUGAGAGUUCCCCUCCUCCAUCCUCCCUUCUUUAACUCUACUGUGUGAUAAAAAAUUAGAGGGACAGAGGGAGUUAUAGCCCCUAUCUUCAAACUCUCCUUGGAAUGUCUGACUCUAAUACAGUAUGCAGGAUGAAGGUCUGUAUUAUAGUCAGACAAAGCCAAGAAUCCCAGGAAGUGGAUGUGAGUAUAUUUUCCUCGGCCAUGGGAAAUAUAAGCAGGUCCAUCCUAAGUAACAAGAACAAUUGCUUAUAUCAAAUAAGGAAUCUUAAUAUCAAACAAAAAUAAAAACAAUUCCAGUUGAUGCUGUAAGCAUCAGUAUGAGCUGAAUGAACUACCUUUCCAAGGUGUCUUCAGUACCUGAGACAUUUCUUUAGAUUCAGACAUCAGCAGUUACAGAUACAUGGCUUGAUGGUGUGGCCAAUGAUAAUUCAUAACAGUAAACAGUGUUCUUGCAAGUCAUGAAGUUCUACAAACAUCAUUCCACAUGUGCCUCAGUGAGGUGGACAUUAUAAUUUCCAUGGAGGGGCCAGGAGAGAAAUUCAGUUUCUGAGUAUGUUACCCAAAGUUCACAUCCUUUAUUGUGUAGAUAAGAAAAAUGAGACUUAGAAUGGGAAAGAAUUUCCCACGAGGUCACGCUAUGAGAAUGAAUGGUGGAGAUAGGGCUGGAAAGAGGGCUCUUCCAUGAAACCACCUGACUACCCUCAUACUGCAUUCCCGGAACUCUUCAAGAAAUUGCUGGAAAUGAGGCAAAUGUGCCAUUAAGCUCAUUUGGAAGCGACCCCAUUAAUUUCACUGCUAGUACUAUUUUGUGGGCACCUGAAUUCAAUUUUAAGAGUCAUUUAUCAAGCCUCCUCAGUACUUGAAAACUUGGUUAGAUGGUGCAGGUCUUUCACAGGAGUGAGGUUGGAAAGAUGGACCAUAACUUGCCACAAGGAAGGAAUUUGGGGUUUUUAUCCUGUGUCACAGACAUCCCAGGCACCAGAAAAGCCCUGUUCCCAAAAGAUAUUGACAGGCAAGCAUCUUUGGCGGGCCUGAGCCCAGCAGUGUGCAUGCGUUGAUGAGUACGCAUGCUUGCAGGUGUGAGCUCCAGCUGCUGACGGACAACUGCCCCUUUGAGUCGCAGGCCAGUCUACCUGAGCAUUACAAGUGUCAAGAGCCAGGUCACAUGACUUUGGCAUCAACUCACUUGGAUAACUCUUCCUCCCAUAAGCAGAGCUACCACAUCCAGAUGACACAGGGAAGCCAGGGCACACACACAGUGUGUCUGGGAGAAUGCCUGGGAAUGCAGAGCAGUGGCAUCAGGCACAGAUACUUGCCUCUCUACCCAGCCUUCAGUCAUCUACCUUGUACCAUCAGACGUUGCCAAGGUCGAGAUCACAACUCUCCAGAAUCACCUGGAUUCGUUUUCUAUUGCUACAUAAAUAACCACAAACUGAGCAGAUGAAAACAACACAUAUUUUACCCCCCAGCUUCUGGAGGUAAGCGGUCUCGGCACAGCUUAGAUGGGUCCUCUGCUUCAGAAUCUCACUGGACUACAAUCAAGGUGUGAUCCAGGCUGUGUUCUCAUCUGGGGAAGUGUCCGUGUCUAAUUCACGGAUUGUUGGCAGGAUUAAGUCACUUGUUGUUAUAGGAUUGAGGCUCUCAGUCUCUCAGGCCCACCCACAGUUUUCAACAAGCGGGCCUCUCGUAGACAGUUCAGAACACAGCUGUUGGCUUUUUGGGCUGGCUGCAGAGCGAGACAGUCUGACAUACGUUACAUGGGGAUGCCACCUCUUCACCUUUGCUGUCUUCUGAAUAAGAAGCAAGUCACAGACCCUACCCACCCUCAAGGCUAGGAGAUUACACAGGGACAUGAAUGCCAGGAAUUGGGGACCAUUGGAGACCAUCUUUAGAUCUGAUCAUAAUACCAUUAUGGAAAAAGUCCAGAAAUCAGUGCAUUCCUUAUGCUGUGUAGAGCACUGCUGACCACUGGAUUUCAUUGAAUGCAGUGGAUAUUUUGAAGAAUCAUCAAGUUAUAUCCAUGUGAUAAUGAGUGUGGGUCUAAUGUCCCCAGUCCAUUGCCCUGACAUUAACAGUCAUUAGGAACGUCCCCAAUUCAUAUUGGCCAUCUCUAUACUCACUCUUUAUUUCUCUUGCUCAACACAUAGUGGACCCUUCAAUAAUUUCUUUAAUUUUAGGACAUUAUUAACCAUUAUUUAUUUGAAUAUUGACACCUCUUUCCUUCUCUAAUCCCUCAUUCUGGCAUUCCUUUACACUAAUGCUGGAACACGAAAAUCUAGUUUCCACAUUUCAGCUCUUUUUAUGUAUUUUCCAUCUCUUAAUCCCACUGCUGGGUUCUGGGAGAGGUCUUUCCUUUGACAGUCAAGAAUUAUAAUUUACUCUUCACUGUGUACAUUAUUCUAUUCAACCAACCUGUUAAUUUCUAUAAUUAUCUUUUUUAUUCCCAAUACCUCUAAGUGAUUAGAACUUGUUUCACAGAUGAUGCCCCUUCAUAACUCUCUGAGGAUAUUAAAUAUACAUAUGUAAAUGUUCUCUACUGAUUGCUCAAUUAAUUCUGUUUUGGGGGUGUGAGUUUUUUCAUAGGUUGAUUCUGCUGUCUUUCCCAUAGUUUUGGUUUUCAUCAAAAUGUUGGCGAUUGUGUAUUCAUAAAAGGGGAAGAGAAUUGUGCAAGGGUCAGCCAUCCUGGCUGCGCAGGUUUGAUACUAAUGGCUCUGUUAAUUACCUCAAACCACCUCCUGCCCUCCAACUCCAACUCUUGAUAGGGAGCACUCACCUUUCUGAGGCACAGCUACCAGCAAUGUCCUGGAUGCUGAUUUCCUCAUCUUUCUGUUUUCUGUCUUUCAGAGUUUGUUCAGUUUGGGGUCCACUCUGGUUCUCUUUUUGUUCUCAAGCAUAGCUAGGUUAUCAUAUAUAUUUGAUUCAGGGAGGAAGAAAAAAAACAGAGCAAGCACUUGCUUAAUCUACCAAGAUCAUGAACACCAGUUUCUUCAUCAUGGACACCAGUUCCUUCAUCAUGGACUCCAACUACUUCAUCAUAGGCACCAGCUCUAUCUUUGAUAUCUUCGUGUGACCUAAAAUGACUGCAAAAAUUCCUGGCUUGGAGUGAGAAUUUUAUUCUAGGAUCAUUCUUUCCUCACUAUGUGACUUUGGACAAGUGUCUUCCUCUCUCUGAAUCUCAACUUAUUCAUGAAAACAAUGAAACAUUUGACAUAAAAAUUGUCUUAGGCCUUAUCCCGCUUUGGCCUUCUAAAAUUGUGUUUGUCUCAUCUGCAUGAUUUGGUGAAAAGGAACAAUCUCUGUCCCUGCUCAAAAUACAGGUCCUCACCAAAAUGUCAUAACAGACUGAACUUCACUUGAGAAGCCAAUUUUGUUCAGAAUCUCCGCAAAUGGAGAGUGCCAUGGGAAAAAUAAAUUGCCUUAGGAUAAAUUUUGUUUCUUCCCGCCACUCUUCAUUUUAACAAUUCACCAACAUUUCUCAUUAACUUGCAGACUGUAUUUACAGAUGUCUAUCACUAGAUUUUAAACCAUUGGAGGCAGGUUGUGUCUUGUAUUUAUUUUUGUAACCUCUGCCUUUAGCACAGGACAAGGACGCAGGAGGCACAGGAAGUAUUGGUGAACUAGAAGGAGGGAUGCACGAAAGCCCUAAAUCACCUGGCUUUUAAAGUUUUUCAGGAAAAUAAUAUCUUCCUAAAAAAAUAAUGUCUUGCUUUUCUUAUCUGUGAAUUGAGAGGAUGUUGCUGAAUAAACUUGGUUGAGUUUUUCCAUCA
Molecule: messenger RNA, 10453 nt
Organism: Myotis davidii
Lineage: Eukaryota; Metazoa; Chordata; Mammalia; Chiroptera; Vespertilionidae
Gene: WSCD1
Product: WSC domain containing 1
Exons: 9
Coding region: 274-1899 (541 amino acids)
Molecular function (GO): sulfotransferase activity
Source: RefSeq, a predicted model, not a curated record